Molecule: messenger RNA, 773 nt
Organism: Ostrea edulis (European flat oyster)
Lineage: Eukaryota; Metazoa; Mollusca; Bivalvia; Ostreida; Ostreidae
Product: endoglucanase-like
Exons: 3
Coding region: 92-724 (210 amino acids)
Source: RefSeq, a predicted model, not a curated record
UGCAGGUUAAAAUUCGACACGAAACGACCUGUAUAAAAGGACCUAGUACUCACCGAGUCACAUAAAGAUAGGCAAUCUACUCACAGUCGACAUGAAACCUAUGCUAAUCGUUCUUUUUCUGACUGUGGUAGGAUAUGUGAAUUGUAACCAGAAAUGCCAAGGGUCACCCAGGAUGUACAAUGGUAAGCGAUGUGCCUCCACAACUCGCUAUUCUGACUACCACAAGGGGGCGUGUGGGUGUGGCCCUGCUUCGGGAGACAGCCAGUUUGGAUGGAAUCACGACCACUUUGUGACGGCACCCAAUCAGAUGUUCUUUGACGAGGGUUAUGGGGGUUGGUGUGGACAGAGAUGCGGAAAAUGUGUCAAACUAACCACAACAGGUGGCUGGGUACCAGGACAGGGGGGGCCAGGCCCUACAGGAGAUUCUCGUACUUUCAUGGUAACCAACUUGUGUCCCAACGUUUACCCCAAUCAGAACUGGUGUAACCAGGGGACUGGUCCCUAUGGCAACGGCCACAACGAUUAUGGAUAUGUAGCUCACUUCGAUUUGGAAAAUGGUGCCAGUCAAAUUGCAAAUAUGGGCUGGAACAACCCGGAAGUGACGUGGGAGAUAGUUUCCUGUCAUGGAUCUAACACACCUAAUGAUGGAAUGUACCACCAAUGUCAAUGUAGUCAUCAGGGAAAGCGCGCUCUGAACGAAACUCUGAAUGGUUCUGAAAAUUAACUCAAAUACUGAUCAAGCUAUCAUUAAAACAAUGCACAGUUCCAUUAUA